This is a messenger RNA of Cheilinus undulatus (humphead wrasse), 2970 nucleotides long. It is a transcript of the gene scml4, whose product is annotated as Scm polycomb group protein like 4. Lineage: Eukaryota; Metazoa; Chordata; Actinopteri; Labriformes; Labridae. Bases 373 to 1437 code for a protein of 354 amino acids. The transcript has 8 exons. The record is from RefSeq and is a predicted model, not a curated record. Gene Ontology annotation, molecular function: protein binding.
UUUAUACAGGAGGGUUGAACCUCCUCACAGAUGUACUGUGCUAUCUCUCCCUCUCCGUCUUUGAGCCAGUGCAGACCAUCAGGACGGUACUACUCAUAUCGACUCCUCCGGAUAGCGUCGGGAAGGUCAAACUACGGCUGUACCUCCUGACCAGCCCACGGUACUCGCUUGCUUCUUCGCCGCAGCUGGAGGGGUGGAACCCGGACUGACCCAAGCCAGCAGUCCGCCUGUGUCUCGCCGCCUCUGCUGCUCCAUGAGCCGGCGUGGUGUGUGCGCAGGCAGCCUGCUGUGGAGCGAUGGAUUCCCCCCGCUGAAUCUGCCCCAUCGACACAGUGUGAUGUAUCUCUCCUCCCCCUGGCGGGCUGUGAGGGCAUGAGACUGAGAGGAGGGCGGGAUUUCAACCCUGGCUCCCAGCUGAAUGUGUCCCCUCAUCCUUCUCUGGCCCCUCCACCUGUCUCCUGGUUACCAGGGGUCCUCAGCAAAGGCGUGCGCCUUCGUCUGCGUCUGGAUCGCCGUGACGACCGAGGGCGGAGCUAUUGGCAGCUGGUUGAUUUGGAUGCGGGGUCAGAAACAGUGGGGCGGAGACAGAGGAAGCGUGCACCUGAUAUCUGUGAAAAAAGUCUGAUGAGUACCUUGUCUGCCGGAUCAGAGAUGCAGAUGCCCGCACUCAGUCCACAGUUCGUAGCGGGGCCACAAGGUAAAGUACCUGGCAGGAAGAGAGGAAGGCCUCCUAUUCGUAAGCUGGAGUUCCAGGGUCACUACAUCGAGUCUCUGCCGCCUCUCAAAGUCCCAAAGAAGAGGGGCAGAAAACCUGGCUUUAAGCUGAAGCCCAGGAUGGUGAUGUCUCCACUGGCAAACUCUCCUCCAAACAGUACACCAGAGCCUGAGAUGGGAUCUCUCCCACAGGAUGCUGCUAUCGUCCCCCACUCUGCCACUCCUCAAGUCCUAACAGCAGAGACACCAAUGCCUGAUGACUACUUAUGUGACCCACCAGUGGACACCAAGCGCUACGCUGUUGAUCCCAGUGACUCUGCCUUCAACCUCAUGGCAUCACAGUACCCACAAAAACACUCCUAUGGUUACCGUGGCAGCAGAUGUUCUGCUCAGAUGGGCAUGUGCAGACAGGCGUCAAGCCUAGGAAGCUUCCAGGAGGGGAACAGGAAUGGUCACAGUCCAAUGCCUGACAGUGGAGACUGUAAGCGUCCUGCAGGUAAGGACCCAUCCAGGUGGGGUGUUGAGGACGUUGUUUGGUUCAUCAAAGAGGCUGACCCCCAAGCCCUGGGACCCCACGCUGAAGCAUUUAGAAAACAUGAGAUAGACGGAGACGCUCUGCUCCUACUAAAAAGUGAAAUGAUGAUGAAGUAUCUGGGACUGAAGCUGGGACCUGCUCUUAAACUGUGUUACCAUAUCGACAGACUCAAACAGAAUCGGUUGUGAUUUACUGAUCACCUUUCACCAAAAAACUGCACCAAUGCCAAUUCUGCCAUACUUUCUCAACCAUCAGCAAUAUAUCAUAAACACCCGUGGGAUCCUGAAUACAAACUUACCAGCCUUCACUGCAUUUAAAAAUAUGUGUAAUGGACACAAUGGACAUCCUGGUUGUAUAUAUCCAUCAUUGUUUACUGGGUAUCUCAAUGGCUUUAGCUGUAAAUGAGUGUAAAAUGACUGUAUUUUGAAACAGCCUUUGUUUGUGUCCUCUGUUGUUGGCACACAACUCAGUGCAUCCUACUCGAAAUGACGAUAUUAGUCAGUGCAGAUCUUCAUCAUGCAUAGGGUAUGGACCCAUUGGAGGUUCGAAAAAGGCAGGAAACUUCUAUGGUGCUUUUUUCAUCACAUCAUAUUACAUAAAGAAAUCUUUGGGUUGAUAGACAACUCCACUGAAAAACUCUGCUGCAGUUUUGGGGUGGGUUUUGUUGUAAACUGAUUAAAAUAAGAACCUACAUACAAACUCUACCAAAAUAACAAUCUACAACAUCUAUCUGAAUCCAUCCUGUGGAAAUCCAGAUUGGGUGGAAAAAAUUGAUUAAUUUUCUGAGAUGUCCUAUCCCAAAGAUGAGUCUUGUCUGUUCAUCCAUUUCAUUUGUUGUAUAAAGGCUUCACCAUAAUACAACAAACUCUAUCAGAAGCAAAUGUGUUUCUCGCACUCAAGAACAGUGAGUUAUUUUCUCACAUGAAAAUUUUCACCACAAACCACAACAGGACAUUAAAGCAACAUGGUGCUACAGCAAUCAGAGGUGCAAACAGUCACAGGAAGGACUGGAGACAUUGUGUUUUUUCACUGUGUUCUCAUGAAUUGUGCAAGCAGCAGGCCACUUUACCAAGGGAGGCUAUUUUACUUGGGGCUCCGAAAUAACAUAGAACUGGGUCCUCAAUUAAACCAUUACUGCCACUACAGACACCUCAUUGCCAUCUUUACCAAAUAAUGUAAAGCUAAUGUUCUUCUCAUGCAAUACCUCUCUACUGUGUUUUUAAAUAAAAAGGCCUUUGAGAUGUUUUGUGUUCUGAACAGUGAUAAAAAGCAGUAUAUCUUCUUCAGACAGUAAGAAGUGAAAAACUAUCUACAGCAUUAAUUUUGACAUUUUUUGCAACUGCCAAAUACAAUCAUGUCAUGGAAUUGUAGAAACAACCUGUAAACACAGUUCAUUUUUUUUAUUCAAAAAUUCUGUGUAGUAUUUAUUUUUCUUUCUUCUGUGUUUUGCUUAAAUUCUGAAUAAUGAAGUACAACAUGUAUGUGUAUGUAUAAAUUCUUAAAGACUGUAUUUUACCUCAGUAAGCUGCAAGUGACAACAGGAUUUAACAUUAUUGUCCAAUUCUGCAUUUUCAAUCUGAUAGCUUCAUGAUUUAAAUGUUACAUAAAAUGAAGUGGGUUGCACAGGAACUGUUUUCUCUGGAUUAGAAAUGUUCAUUACUCAUGUGAGCCAUAUUAAAUCAAGUUUGACUCCCCCAUUUUUUUAAUUAAGCUUACUUUUC